This is a messenger RNA of Cervus elaphus (red deer), 2430 nucleotides long. It is a transcript of the gene MFF, whose product is annotated as mitochondrial fission factor. The coding region runs from base 560 to 1696 and encodes 378 amino acids. The record is from RefSeq and is a predicted model, not a curated record. The transcript has 14 exons. Gene Ontology annotation, biological process: positive regulation of mitochondrial fission. Lineage: Eukaryota; Metazoa; Chordata; Mammalia; Artiodactyla; Cervidae. Gene Ontology annotation, cellular component: mitochondrial outer membrane; peroxisome.
GCGGGCGUCUCCGGCCGGUGAUUUGCCCGGGCGCCUCCGUGCGCUCGGCCAACGGCCUCUGAGACCGCCCACCCGAGCACCCCGGGAGCCGGCGGGCGGCGGCCCUCGCCGGGGACCCUCCAGCGGGCCCAGGGAUGGAAAAAACAUUUCUUUCGGUGUUGAUUGCAUCACCUAAUGAGAUCCCAAAGGAAAAACCCUUAGGAAAAUAGAUUUCGGAGAGAAUUGAAACGAUUUAGUUGUACCUCGGAGUCUCUGCCCGUGUAAUUAAAUUGUGUGUAGGACCUGCUAUCUUUUUGGUUGCAAGCACUUGGACAAAAGUGGCUCUAAAUCCAGCACGUGAGUACUGAGGCAAGUUAAUGGAUUUAAUAUGAAGCACAGAAGCAGAUAAUGCCAAAGAGCAAGCAGUAAUUGGUACACAUUUCUGGAAAAGCAGUGUCCGUGUUGUUAUGUACACCUUCAAAAAAGUUCAGAUCUGUAGGGGAAUUGUUGUGUAAAGUAAACAACUCCAGGGUAGCAGUAUUUUAAUAGCUUUUAUAGACGUGUAUUUACUGUAUUAAAAAUGAGUAAAAGAACAAGCAAUGACACAUCACUAGGAAGAGUGAGUGGGGCCGCUUUUCCUUCUCCCACUGCUGCUGAGAUGGCGGAAAUUAGUCGAAUUCAGUAUGAAAUGGAAUACACCGAAGGUAUUAGUCAGCGAAUGAGGGUCCCGGAAAAAUUAAAGGUAGCACCACCAAACGCUGACCUGGAGCAAGGAUUUCAAGAAGGAGUUUCAAACGCUAGUGUGAUCAUGCAAGUUCCAGAGAGAAUUGUGGUAGCAGGAAAUAAUGAAGACAUUCCAUUUUCAAGACCAGCAGAUCUUGACCUUAUACAGUCAACUCCCUUUAAGCCUCUGGCUCUAAAAACACCACCUCGUGUGCUUACACUGAGUGAAAGGCCGCUAGAUUUUCUGGAUUUAGAAAGACCUGCUCCAACCCCUCAAAACGAAGAAAUCCGUGCAGUUGGCCGGCUAAAAAGAGAACGCUCUAUGAGUGAAAAUGCUGUUCGCCAAAACGGACAGCUGGUCAAAACUGACUCCAUGUGGUACAGAUCAGAUUCUGCCCCAAGAAAUAAAAUUUCAAGGUUCCAGGCACCGAUUUCUGCACCGGAGUACACACUGGAGCCUCAUCAAAGAGAUUAUCCUCGCAGUUUGAGAAACACUAUUCCUAUGAAAACCCGUGGAAAAAAGAGUGUGACACCAUCGCCACCGCAGGUCCGGGUUUGCCCUCCCCGUAUGUUACCUGAAGACGGAGCUAAUCUUUCCUCUGCUCGUGGCAUUUUGUCGCUUAUCCAGUCUUCCACUCGUAGGGCUUACCAGCAGAUCUUGGAUGUGCUGGAUGAAAAUCGCAGUGUGAGAAGACAAAAUGAAAUACGUUGUGAAAGACCUGUGUUGCGUGGUGGGUCUGCUGCCGCCACUUCUAAUCCUCAUCAUGACAACGUCAGGUAUGGCAUUUCAAAUAUAGAUGCAAUGAUUGAAGGAACUUCAGAAGACAUGACAGUUGUAGAUGCAGCUUCAUUAAGACGACAGAUAAUCAAACUAAAUAGACGUCUACAACUUCUGGAAGAGGAGAACAAAGAACGGGCUAAAAGAGAAAUGGUCAUGUAUUCAAUUACUGUAGCAUUCUGGCUGCUUAAUAGCUGGCUCUGGUUUCGCCGCUAGAGGUAACCUCAGCUCUCAGAAAUAUUGUCUCAACAGCUGGAAAUAUAAAGAAUUUGCAAACUUCUUUGUUUUCUGUCUUUGCAUUGUAUGCCGUUUCACAGUCCACGCCCUGAAAAUGUAUUUCUCCCAGAAAGGAGGGGGAAGGACUUACAUUUGCAGAAGUAAAGGUAUAUUCUGUCUCUUGACUGUAUUUACUUUUAACCAGUUCUACCAUAACACCUACUUAAAAUUCACACUUUGCAUGUUUUGUAAAUAGGAUCUAGUUGGGUUUUUUUUUUUUAAGGAAUUUUUUUUUGCCUCUUCAGUCUGCACCACUAAUUCUGAGUGUGAGAAAGUGUAUAGAAAAUGGGUUUAGCGAAAUGUCUGUAAAGGAAAAAUAGUACUUCAUUUUGUCCUAUUUGUAGUGUUUUCUCAAACCCCGUUAGAUUAAACAAUUUAGUUAAUAGACAUUUUUGCAUCCACAUGUCAACAUUAACACUACUGAAGUCCUGGUCUGGUGUCAGGUUUAAUAAAAUCAAGCUACCCCAUGUUUCAUGAUCACCUCCAACAAAAUAAUUCCUAACAUUUUAAGCGGUUUAUCUAAAAUGUGGGUAAAAAUGUGCAUUUUUAUUUUUAUUUUGCAGAUGGUUUUCUAUAAAGUACAUUUUUACUAAGUCCGUGUGUGAAUGAUUUAAAAAAAAUACAGAAUAAGGUACAAAUGUAGUGUAUUUAAUAAACUGUCAACCAAAGCUGUA